GAGAGAGAGAGAGACGAGUGUAUGUGUGUACCGUGUGGGAGAGUGACAGUGUUGGAUCGGUCAUUGAAGCGUCAGUCGGCAGCAUGUUGUGGGGGCUGCUGCUGGUGGUGGUGGUGGUGUUUGUGGCGGGGACAGACGCCGAGUCCUUGCUGCAUGAAGGUGGCGCCAACCAUGUGCGGCAGGCGGCAAGGGACGUGGGCGCCAUGCAUCUUCCCUUGGCAGUGUCUCCCUCCAGCCCCUGUGGGAGGGCCAUGGGGGAGAUGGCCGCAGCCCUGGCGUCCAACUCGUCCUCCACUAUGUGGGCCAAGUACAUGGUUGAUUCCUGGGGGAAGACAUCAGAUGGACUGUAUUUGAGUAAUCCAUUCUCUGGCUUCUAUGACGAGUGUGUGACUGCGGCCUCCCCCAGUGGAAGAAUUAAGGGCAAAUUCUGCAGGAUUAUCAUACUAGACGUCACAGAAAAUGAGGAGGGAAGGAAUACAGAAGCAGACCCACACACACAACCAGACCCAGACCCAGCGGCCAAAUACCUUGAAUACCUCCGUCACCACGUUGGUAAGCCUGACCUCGCACUGUUGGGGAAUCUGGCACGGGAGCCUCGGAUGGAUAUGCUGCCCUUAGUGAUGCCAUACGGGAACAUGCUGUAUGACACGUGUAUGCCGGAUGCAUGCACCAAGGAGGACCUGCAGAGUAGCCUCAUUCGAGUGUUCCUGCUACGUGGAAUCUACCCCACUGUGCUCUCAUGUUCUGCACAGGAUGAAGAGGUGGAGUUCACAGAUGCUGAUGUUGGGUUUAUGUCUUUGGUCACUUUCCUGCUUGGACUGGUGACCUGUGCCUCAGUGGUGGACAUCUACCUGGAGUACACUGCCAAGCAACACCUGGCCAAAGGUGUGCUCCGUUACCUGCUGGUGUUCUCGGCCUACACCAACCUGGGCAAGAUACUCCAGGUGAACCCCAAGGCCAGUCCGGGGAACAUCACCUGCCUGCAUGCACUGAGAACGCUUUCAAUGGUGUGGGUGAUUUGGUGCCACCAGCAGUUUACACCUUUUUUAAAUAUGGCUAAUGUUCUACUGUUCAUAGAGAGCUACCAGAACAUCCUGGCACAGACAAUCUUGAACGGCUACCCCAGUGUGGACACCUUCUUCUUCCUGAGUGGGCUUCUUGUCUCCUACAGUGUACUGAGGGGAGCCAGAAGGACCAACAGCUUCAAUGUGCUACUCUUCUAUGUCCACAGAUUCCUAAGGCUGUUGCCCCCCAUUGCCCUGACAGUGGGUCUGUGUGCCACUGUGAUGCGGUUCCUGGUGGGAGGACCCAUUGGUUUUCUAUGGGACUUUGGAUUCUACGCAAACUGUCAGAAGUACUGGUGGAAGGACAUCCUUUUCCUGGACAACUUGUACUUAAAUGAUCCUGUGUGUGUGGGGCAGGCCUGGUACCUGGGAACAGACACUCAACUCUACCUGGUGGCUCCACUUAUCAUCCUCCCUCUCUACUUCCUCAAGAAGUUUGGUAAGGCUUGGCUGUUCCUGCUGACUGCUGCAUCUGCUGUCAUUCCUGCUGCAAUCAUUUACCAGUACAACCUUCCUCCUACAUCUCUCAACAAUCCUUUAAUCACGUCAGAGAUGAGCAAUGAGUACAUGCACAAGAUUUAUUGUCCCCCCUGGACACGUGCUAGCCCCUGGUUGGCUGGUGUGUGGCUGGGCUACAUCAUCUACCGACAAGGCAACACCAGAUACAAGAUGAACGCUGUGACGGUCACAGUGGGGUGGACAUUGGCUACAAUCACUGGGCUGCUGGUGGUGUUUGGCAUGUACAGCUACAACAGGGUGGUGGUGCCCAUGCCCUAUGAGGUGAUGACGCAGGUGGUGUAUGGCGGCGGGCACCGGCUGGCCUGGGGCGCUGUGCUGGCAUGGGUGGUGUUUGCGUGUCACAAUGGAUAUGGAGGUUUGGUGGACGGGUUCCUGUCUCACCCAGUGUGGCAGCCCAUGAGUCGCCUCACCUACACCACCUACCUGCUGGCAGUUCCUGUGCAGAAUAUCCUCACUUACAACACCAGCCAGGGCGGGGCAUACUACUUCACCCACCUCAACAUGAUUAUCUCUACAGUUGGGGCGGUGGUGCUGACGCUGCCGCUGGCCCUGCUGCUGUCUCUGCUGGCCGAGUCUCCUGUGGUGGGCCUCGAGAGAAUACUGCUGAGACCCAAUCACAACACACCGCGGCCUGCACCACCCAGUGAAGAGAAGGCUGCCUCACCACCCCCUGUCAACCCUGCCUUCCCAAAUGGUGAGAGGGCAGAGGAGGGCACCACCACCACCACCACCACUGCUGGCUUCUCCAACCCUGUGUUCACUGUGGAGGAAGUGGUGAAGGGAAGCUGAUGUGUGGGUGGGGAAGUGAAGGAAGGCCUGACCAGGAGUACUACAACUGGGCAUUGCUAUUAUUACUUUAGGUGAGGCAGUGAUUCCCAAACUUUUCAUUGUCACUCAAUUUCAUGCUACAUGAACUUGUUACCUUUCACAGACUGUUGUCAGUAUUGAUAUAUAUGGAAAUGGCUAAGUAGAAGAGCUAGUUCAGCCUAGGAAUGCUGUAACAGUGGGUGAGCACUAACUCUGCUACACAGGGCAGCACACACACUUGCUUGUGUCUACGUUGGCUGAUGCUCACAGAAAAACUGGCAGUGUGGAAUGGACUUGGCAUAGGCAGGCUUGGCAGCAAUCCACACCAGACAUGUGGUGGUGAUGACUGCCAAGUGACUGCCCUGAACCAUGCCUGUCAUAAUGCACCUGGCUUGCCAUACAUUCAAGAGAAAUAUUAUUCUUUUCUAAUACUGUAUUAUACUUUUUAAUGGUUUAAUGGUCUGUAAUUAUAAUAGGGUUACUUCACAGCUUUAUACAUUAAUCUUAUAUAAAGCCAGGUAUUGCAAUGCUUUCUUGACUUACAGAACUCAUCAUUUUUUCUGUCACCCAUCCAUUACCACCAAAAAAUUCCUAAUUAAUCCCAAGGGGUAAUUUAUCCCUGUUAAGAAAUCAGUUUCUAGGCCCUUGUUAUUUGUAUCAUUACUUGUACUGCUAUCACUAGUCAUUGUUAUUACUGUUAGGGUACUGUUGUGUGUUAUAGUUUUACUACCACUAUUAUACUACUACUACUGCUAUUACUACUAAACUUUUUCAACACUAUUACUGCUGCUUCUAUCACUACUACUUAUGUUACUAAAAUUACUUAUGCUAC
Scylla paramamosain (green mud crab) is the source of this 3222-nucleotide messenger RNA. RefSeq names its product nose resistant to fluoxetine protein 6-like. The transcript has 17 exons. The record is from RefSeq and is a predicted model, not a curated record. NCBI's taxonomy places the organism in Eukaryota, Metazoa, Arthropoda, Malacostraca, Decapoda, Portunidae. Bases 84 to 2372 code for a protein of 762 amino acids. Gene Ontology annotation, molecular function: acyltransferase activity, transferring groups other than amino-acyl groups.